Messenger RNA from Mustela erminea (ermine), 4018 nucleotides. RefSeq names its product Ras and Rab interactor 1 (gene RIN1). The record is from RefSeq and is a predicted model, not a curated record. NCBI's taxonomy places the organism in Eukaryota, Metazoa, Chordata, Mammalia, Carnivora, Mustelidae. The coding region runs from base 13 to 2382 and encodes 789 amino acids. Gene Ontology annotation, biological process: vesicle-mediated transport; signal transduction. Gene Ontology annotation, cellular component: cytosol; endocytic vesicle. Gene Ontology annotation, molecular function: guanyl-nucleotide exchange factor activity; small GTPase binding. The transcript has 10 exons.
GCGCUCUCAGCCAUGGAAAGCCCCGGGGAGCCAGGAGCUGGGCCUCUCGGAGCCCCCAGCCUGUCCAACUUCGCACCUGGGCGCCCGGAGAGAGAAAAGCCCGCGGAGGACCCCCCCUACGACGUGCCUGGAGCCGGCGGGCGGCCGGCGGGCGGGCCCCAGCGGCCGGGGCGCAGCGUGAGCCUGCGGGAGCGCCUGCUGCUCACGCGGCCGGUGUGGCUGCAGCUGCGGGCCAACGCCGCGGCCGCGCUGCACGUGCUGAGGACUGAGCCCCCCGGGACGUUUCUGGUGCGGAAAUCCAACACUCGCGGGUGCCAAGCCCUGUGCGUGCGGCUGCCCGAAGCCAGCGGCCCCUCCUUUGUCUCCAGCCACUACAUCCAGGAGAGCCCUGAGGGCGUCUCCUUGGAGGGCUCAGAGCUCAUGUUCCCAGACCUGGUCCAGCUCAUCUGCGCCUACUGCCACAGCCGGGACAUCCUCCUCCUCCCGCUCCAGCUCCCCAGAGCCAUCUGCCAGGCAGCCACCCACAAGGAACUGGAAGCCAUCUCCCAUCUGGGCAUUGAGUUCUGGAGCUCCUCCCUCAACACCAAGGCCCAGCUGGGCCCGUCUGAAGGCCAGCUGCUGCCCCGGCUGAAGCCCCGGUCCCCACAAGAGCUGGACCAGGGCACAGGAGCCGCCCUGUGCUUCUUCAAUCCCCUGUUCCCAGGGGACCUGGGCCCCACCAAGCGGGAAAAAUUCAAGAGGAGCUUCAAAGUGCGUGUGUCCACCGAGACCUCCAGCCCUCUGUCACCACCUGCCGUGCCACCUCCCCCAGUCCCCGUGCUGCCAGGUGCAGCCCCCAGCCAGACAGAAAGCGUCCCCCCUCACCAGCUUCUGCAAAGGGAGAGCUCAGUGGGGUACCGUGUGCCAGGGGGCCCCAGGCCCAGCCUCCCACCUCUGCCCUCCCUCCAGGAGGUAGACUGCGGCUCCCCUAGCAGUUCAGAAGAGGAGGGGGCGCCGGGGUCCCAGGGAAGCCCAGCGACCUCCCCUGGCCUGGGCCGCCGGCGGCCCCUGCUUCGGUCCAUGAGCGCGGCCUUCUGCUCCCUGCUGGCGCCCGAGCGGCAGGUGGGCCGGGCCGCCGCGGCCCUGGUGCAGGACCGACACACGGCUGUGGGCCAGCUGGUACAGGACCUACUGACCCAGGUGCGGGCUGGCCCUGCGCCCCGGGAGCUGCAGGGGGUCCGAGAGGCACUAAGCCGGGCACGGGCCAUGCUGAGCGCGGAGCUGGGCCCUGAGAAGCUGCUGCCUCCUGAGAGACUGGAACACACCUUGGAGAAGUCGCUGCAUCGCUCCGUGCUCAAGCCUCUCCGGCCCAUCCUGGCGGCCCGCCUGCGACGCCGGCUCUCCGCCAAUGGCUCCCUGGGCCGCCUGGCCGAAGGCCUGCGCCUGGCCCGGGCCCAGGGCUCCGGAGCCUUUGGGGCUCACGUGAGCCUGCCCUCCCCGGCUGAGGUGGAGCAGGUUCGCCACAAGCUGCUGCAGCUGCUCCGGGCCUACUCGCCCAGCGCCCAGGUCAAGCGGCUCCUGCAGGCCUGCAAGCUGCUCUACACAGCGCUGAGGACCGAAGCGGGGGAGGCCGCGGGGGCAGAUGAGUUCCUCCCACUGCUGAGCCUUGUCCUGGCCCAGUGCGACCUUCCCGAGCUGCUGCUGGAAGCUGAGUACAUGUCGGAGCUGCUGGAGCCCACCCUGCUCACCGGAGAGGGCGGUUACUACCUGACCAGCCUCUCCGCCAGCCUGGCCCUGCUGAGUGGCCUGGACCAGGCCCACAGCGCGCCCUUGAGCCCCUCACAGGAGCUGCAGCGCUCCCUCAGCCUCUGGGAGCAGCGCCGCCUGCCGGCCACCCACAGCCUCCAGUGCCUCCUCCGAGUAGCCCACCAGGACCCCAGCAGUGGCUGCACCUCCAAGACCCUGGCUGUGCCUCCAGGGGCCUCGAUUGCCACCCUGAACCAGCUCUGUGCCACCAAGUUCCGAGUGACCCAGCCCGACACGUUUGGCCUGUUCCUGUACAAGGAGCAGGGCUACCACCGCCUGCCCCCCGGAGCCCUGGCCCACAGGCUCCCCGCAACCAGUUACCUUGUCUACCGCAGGGCAGAGCGGCCUGAGACCCAGGGGGCCUCGCCUGGGGCUACACUGGAGUUUGGCAGCGGGGAGCCAGAGGCGGGAGGCAGGGAGUUGGAGAAAGGGGGCCAGGGAGAUGGGGACAUCGGGGUCGAAGCCGGUCCUAGGGAUAGCCAGGGAGAGUCUGACACCAGUGCUGAGAGGGCCAAAGCAGGGAUGGGCCAGGCCAGGGGGGCCCCUGCUCAGCCGGGGGGGCCAGAGGCUGCGGGAAGCCAGGCAGCAGAGGAGUAGCCGGAAGUGUUCAGAAGGGUCAUUUGAGACAGAAAGCUGAGCCUGCUGGGAAGGCCUCUCCGAGCCGUCAGCCCCACCCCUGCAGGCUUCCCCACCCCAGCCACUCCUGAGUCCGCCACCGCCCCGUCCGAUACUUCCCUCCGUGAUCACACCUGCUGGGGUGGCGCCUGGCCUGGCCGCUACAGAAUACUGGAAUCAAGCUGAGUGGGUUUGAGGGACCCCAGACCCAGGGCUCAGGCCCUCUGCCUCUCGCCCUUCCCUCCCAGCUGGAGGCCAGGCAGCCGUCAGUGCCGUAUGUCCAACAGGGGACAAACCCAACAGGUGCCCCUCCCAGCUGCUGUCUUCAGGGCCGAGAAAGGCUUCACCUGUUCCUGGGUGUCACGGGCCCAGAGCCAACACGGGCCCAGAGCUCAGGCCAGCUGUAGCCCAGCUGGAGGACCAGAAGCUCCAGACUUCAGUGUCCUGGAAAGAGAGGGUGCCCUGCCUUCUCCCACAAGUCCCCCAGAGGCCAAAUGGAUGGUUUUGCUGCAAAGCAGAGCUCCGGCUAAAAGGAAGGGGAGAGUAGGAGGUGGGAUGUUAGCGGACCAGUCCUCCCAGGGUCUGUUGUGUGCAUCCACCAAAGGCUGUCGUCCCGCCACUCGGGGGAGAUCCAAGAGAUCAGGUCUGGCCCAGGGAGCACCCAGGUCCCAGUCUUUCUUUAAGGAGGGAUUUUCUGCCAUGCACUCUGGCAUCCCAGGGGACUUGGACAGGGGAGAUGGGCUUCCGAAACAGAAGGGGUGCUUGGAAACCAUUUUCUCUGCACUUAACUCUUCUGGACCUCACAAGAGCUCCGCGGAAGGCUGGGCAUGGCUUAUUACACACUGUUUGAGAAAGUGACUCCUAAGAUACCCAUCGCAUAGCCGGCCAUUACAGCCUCCCCGCCCAAACCAGGGUGUCAGGCUCCAACUACAUGCCCUUUCUUCUAAGCCACCAAUAAAUUAAACCUAAAGGCCCUACAACCCCAAGUUGGGGCCCAGGGCAGGGAGCCAAUGGGAGCAAAGGAAAUGCCACUGAUGACCACAGGGGGGUGCGCGUGGCCCAGGAAGUGGCCAGUCGGUAAUUGCCAGGGGCGAGUGUGUCUCCAGGGCCAAAGCCCGAAGCGAGUUAGGUGGCCAGAGACCCUGUACUCCUGCAGCUACCAGGCAACCUGGGGUCAGCGCAGGGCCCAGCGCUGCCAGCCUUCAGCUCCCAGGUUUCAGGCAGACUCCGGAGGAAUCACUCCCUGGGAAAGAACUGUCCCCCUGGCGGAAGGAGGACCCCAGCCAGGCUCGGGGGUACUCCCUCAGGUGCUGACCACAAAGGGACAUCAUACCCCACGUGCGAUAGACAUGACAACUGGAAGGUAGAAAUCCUGGACAUUGGGAUUUCCGACAGUCCAGAGACAGAUGCACCAAAUUUGGGCGUAUCGCUCUCCAAUGUGUCACUAGAGCCACCAGCAGCUCUUGUCUCCCCACUGCCACCCCCCACUCCAAGCUUCCUGCUGGCAGGGAGUCUCCCCCUUUGUAUGUCCGUCUCCCUAUCUCACCCCCACCCCCCAGUGCCUUGCCCUGCGCUGGGCACUGCACCGGUGAUCAAUAAAUGUUGUCCCCUGAUUGGA